UACCUCUGCCAUUUUGGUUUUUGUUCCCGUCUUGUGCUCGCAAAUACAGGAACGCGAAUACACAGGACUCGACCAGCUAAACGACAUAGUGACUCGACAUUAUAGUCCGAAACCUUUUCACCCCAUUUUUUAUUUAUUUCUGUCAGCAGAACAAUCAUCGUUAUUGACGUUUACACACAAGAGAGGAGCGGUUUGCACAGAGAAGGGACAGAGAAGGAUUAUUGAUGUCCAGCUCGCCGCUGUCCAAGAAGCGUCGCGUGUCAGACUCAGAGACGAAGACGGGAUCCCACUGCUCCUCCUCUAACUCUGUCAGAACUGAACUGUCUCACACACCCACCAACGGCAUGGCUAAGAAUGGCAAUGAUGCUGAGAUUGAUGAAGGCCUGUACUCCAGACAGCUCUACGUGUUGGGCCAUGAUGCUAUGAAACGCAUGCAGAGCUCCAACAUCCUGGUCUCAGGGCUGAGAGGGCUGGGCGUGGAGAUCGCGAAGAACGUCAUCCUGGGAGGAGUCAAGAGUGUUACGCUGCACGACCAGGGACAGGCUGAAUGGAGAGACCUCUCCUCACAGUUCUACCUGAGAGAAGAGGAUCUGGGGAAGAACAGAGCUGAGGUGUCUCAGACUCGCCUGGCUGAACUCAACAGCUACGUACCAGUAGUGGCCUACACUGAAGCCCUCACCGAUGAUUACCUGACUCAGUUUCAGGUUGUGGUCCUGACCAACUCCCCUCUAGAGGAGCAGCAGCGUGUUGGAGACUUCUGUCACAGUAACGGCAUCAAGCUGGUGAUCGCUGACACACGGGGACUCUUCGGACAGCUCUUCUGUGACUUCGGAGAGGAGAUGCUGGUGAUCGAUACCAAUGGAGAGCAGCCUCUCUCUGCUAUGAUCUCCAUGAUCACCAAGGAUGCAGCAGGCGUGGUGACGUGUUUGGACGAGGCUCGCCACGGGUUUGAGAACGGAGACUCCGUGAUCUUCACUGAGGUGCAGGGCAUGACGGAGCUCAACAGCUGCCAGCCAAUAGAGAUCAAGACCUUGGGCCCCUACACCUUCAGUAUCUGUGACACCACAGGGUUCUCCGACUACGUCAGGGGAGGCAUCGUCUCUCAGGUCAAGAUGCCCCAGAAGGUGGCCUUCAAAUCCCUCACCACUUCCAUGACAGAGCCAGAGUUUGUGGUGACAGACUUUGCUAAGUUUGAGCGACCAGGACAGCUUCACCUGGGCUUCCAGGCUCUACACAGCUACCAGAGGAAACACAGCAGGCUUCCCAAGCCCUGGUGCCAGGCUGAUGGAGAGGAGUUGGUAUCCCUGGCUAAAGAGGUUAACUCCAGCCAGACGGGGUCAGCUAAGGUGGACGAGCUGGAUGACAAGCUCAUUAAGAAACUGGCCUUCGUCUCCGCUGGCGACCUGGCACCAAUCAACGCUUUCAUUGGUGGACUGGCCGCACAGGAAGUAAUGAAGGCGUGUACAGGGAAGUUCAUGCCCAUAAUGCAGUGGCUGUAUUUUGAUGCUCUGGAGUGUCUGUCUGAGGAAGAGGGAGGAGCCAUGCUCACUGAGGAGGACUGUGCCCCUAGGAACAGUCGUUAUGAUGGCCAGAUCGCUGUGUUUGGCUCCCAGCUGCAGGAGGAGCUGGCUAAACAACGUUACUUCCUGGUUGGGGCUGGCGCUAUUGGCUGUGAGCUGCUCAAGAACUUUGCCAUGAUUGGAUUGGCUGGCGGAGAGGGUGAGGUCAUCGUGACAGACAUGGACACCAUAGAGAAAUCCAACCUCAACAGACAGUUCCUCUUCAGGCCGUGGGACGUGACGAAGAUGAAGAGCGAGACGGCGGCGGCGGCGGUGAAGCAGAUGAACCCGUCCAUCCGGAUCACGGGACACCAGAACCGCGUCGGACCCGAGACGGAGCGCGUCUACGAUGACGACUUCUUCGAGAGCCUCCACGGAGUCGCCAACGCUCUGGACAACGUUGACGCGCGUAUGUAUAUGGACCGGAGGUGUGUCUACUACAGGAAGCCCCUGUUAGAGUCUGGGACUCUGGGAACCAAAGGAAACGUGCAGGUGGUCAUCCCCUUCCUGACAGAGUCAUACAGCUCCUCCCAGGACCCCCCGGAGAAGUCCAUCCCCAUCUGCACACUGAAGAACUUCCCCAACGCCAUCGAACACACCCUGCAGUGGGCCCGUGAUGAGUUUGAGGGUCUGUUUAAACAGCCGUCAGAGAAUGCUAUGCAGUACCUCACAGAUGCUAAGUUCCUGGAGAGGACCCUGAAGCUGCCUGGAGCCCAGCCUCUAGAAGUGUUGGAGGCCGUUUAUAAGAGUUUGGUGAUCGACUGCCCUCGCAGCUGGGCCGACUGUGUCACCUGGGCUCGUCACCACUGGCAAUGCCAGUACAGCAACAACAUCCAUCAGCUACUGCACAACUUCCCCCCAGAACAGCUGACCAGCUCUGGCGCCCCCUUCUGGUCCGGUCCAAAGAGAUGUCCUCACCCUCUGGAGUUCAGCACCAGCAAUCACCUCCAUAUGGACUAUGUGAUGUCAGGAGCCAACUUAUUUGCCCAGUCGUACGGCAUGCAGGGCUCUACCGACCGUGUCGGCGUGGCUAAGAUCCUGGACAGCCUAUCGGUGCCCACCUUCGUCCCCAGGUCAGGGGUCAAGAUCCACGUCUCCGACCAGGAGCUGCAGAGCGCCAACGUCAACGUCGAAAAAACUAACAAGACAGGUCCCACCUCUCGCCACCGGCCACAUGACAACCGGCUGGAGGAACUGAAGACUCUGCUCCCUGGACCGGAAGCUUCUUCUCACUUUAAACUCACUGCCAUCGACUUUGAGAAGGAUGAUGACUCUAACUUCCACAUGGACUUCAUUGUGGCUGCUUCCAACCUGAGAGCAGAAAACUACAACAUUCCCCCUGCAGACAGACACAAGAGUAAGCUGAUAGCUGGGAAGAUCAUUCCUGCGAUAGCGACCACCACGUCGGCGGUCGUAGGUCUGGUCUGUCUGGAGCUCAUCAAGAUCGUUCAGGGACACAAGAAGGUGGAGUCGUUUAAGAACGGCUUCAUGAACCUGGCGCUGCCGUUCUUCACCUUCUCAGAACCCAUCUCUGCUCCCAGCCACAAGUACUAUGAGAUUGACUGGUCUCUGUGGGAUCGUUUUGAGGUGAAGGGUCUGCAGGCCAAUGGAGAGGAGAUGACUCUCCGACAGUUCCUGGACUACUUCAAGAAUGAGCAUCAGUUGGAGAUCACCAUGCUGUCUCAGGGAGUCUCCAUGCUCUACUCCUUCUUCAUGCCUGCAGCUAAACUCAAGGAGAGGCUGCUGUUACCGAUGACAGAGAUUGUGACCAAGGUUUCUAAGAAGAAGCUGGGGAAGCAUGUUAAAGCCCUGGUGUUUGAGCUGUGCUGCAACGACCUGACUGAGGAAGAUGUGGAGGUUCCCUACGUCAGAUACACCAUCCGCUGAAACACACACA
Molecule: messenger RNA, 3456 nt
Organism: Oncorhynchus tshawytscha (Chinook salmon)
Lineage: Eukaryota; Metazoa; Chordata; Actinopteri; Salmoniformes; Salmonidae
Product: ubiquitin-like modifier-activating enzyme 1
Exons: 25
Coding region: 225-3446 (1073 amino acids)
Biological process (GO): protein ubiquitination; DNA damage response; protein sumoylation
Cellular component (GO): SUMO activating enzyme complex; cytoplasm; nucleus
Molecular function (GO): ubiquitin activating enzyme activity; SUMO activating enzyme activity
Source: RefSeq, a predicted model, not a curated record